Messenger RNA from Zerene cesonia (dogface butterfly), 770 nucleotides. RefSeq names its product protein lethal(2)essential for life-like. Gene Ontology annotation, biological process: response to heat; protein refolding. Lineage: Eukaryota; Metazoa; Arthropoda; Insecta; Lepidoptera; Pieridae. The record is from RefSeq and is a predicted model, not a curated record. Bases 154 to 690 code for a protein of 178 amino acids. The transcript has a single exon. Gene Ontology annotation, molecular function: structural constituent of eye lens; protein folding chaperone.
UUUAAAUACUAGCGACAGAGCCGGCGAGCGUCAGUUGAAAACAAACGCUUGCGAUUGUCACUAGAGAGUUUCUCUGCGAUUUGCAUACAGCUUUGCAUUUCUAUCACAUCAGUUCUAUCACAGCAGUUUUAUUUUUAUUAUCUGAAAGAAGAAAUGGCUCUCCUACCUUUCUUGUUGGAUUAUGAGCUAGAGCGCCCCCGACGAUUGAUGGAUCAGCAUUUCGGGUUGGGCUUGACUCCAGACGAUUUGCUGAGCGUCGUAGCCGGUCCCAUGGUAAGCCGGGAGUACUACAGACCAUGGCGACACUUGGCCGCUGCGACGCGUGACUUGGGGUCCAGCAUCAAGAACGACAAAGACAAAUUCCAAGUUAACCUCGAUGUCCAGCAUUUCGCACCGGAAGAAAUAAGCGUAAAGACCGCUGACGGCUACAUUGUGGUGGAAGGCAAACACGAGGAGAAGAAAGAUCAGCACGGUUUCAUUUCGCGGCAGUUCACCAGGCGGUAUGCGCUCCCGGAGGGUUGUACACCUGACACCGUGGAGUCGAGGCUGUCUUCAGACGGCGUGCUGACUGUGAUUGCCCCACGAAAAGUGCCCCCUGCGGUGCAAGGGGAACGCAGUGUGCCCAUUGCCCAAACCGGCCCAGUUCGCAAGGAAGUAAAGGACCAGGCGAACGGAGACAAAGCUGAAUAAGUUCCAAGCCAUUCCAUUUUUCUUUUUCGUUGUAAGACUGAUUUAGUUUUAAUUUCGUUAAUAAAUUUUUCAUUUAUCUA